AAAUGUUUUUAGUUUGGUCGAAAUGGAUAAAAGCAAAGAAGAAACGGACUUUCUUAAACUACACGAAAAUGUUACAUUUGCAGAAGAAGUGGUCAACCUUUUAAGUUCAGAAUGGCCCAGAAGUAAAGCAGCGAGAUAUCACAGUUUAAAUCUUUCCAAUGAUAAUUUCCCGUGCGCCAUGGUGCUCGUUCGAAGAGAUCCUCGGUGUCACAGUACUGAAGUCGUGGGUCACUGUGUAUUUUCGAAGGUCCAUGGAAGUGAAGAUGCACUUUUUAUAGAAAAUGUCAUUGUCCCUAAAUCAAAAAGAGGUUGUGGCUAUGGAAGGUUACUGAUGCAAAGAUCAGAAUCUUUUGCUCAAAAUUUAGGAUAUCACAAACUCCAUCUGAGUACUCAUGACAAGUACAAGUUCUACCACUGUCUAGGCUAUCAGGACUCUCAUCCUGUGUCUGCUAUACGGCCAAAUCAUACUCUGCUGUCACCAGCUCAGUUUGCUGCCUUGAGAAAGCAUCUAGGAGAGAAAAAUACCAAGACAGAUAAUAGUAUUAAGAAAGCUACACUCAAGGACUUACCAAAUACACCAAGUCAGACACUAGCAACAACUCCAACAGCACCAAUGGUGACAAAUCCUGCCCCACCUCCCCCUCCCCCACCACCACUCAUACCAUCCAACACGUCUGCUGAAGCAAGCGAUGAUAAAAAGUAUUGGAUGGUGAAGGAGUUUUAGAUUGAUUAGAGAAAUUACAAUACAAAUGCAUAUAUUUUAUGUUGUUUAUAUUUGAAAUAAAGUAUUUUUAUCAUUUCA
Molecule: messenger RNA, 802 nt
Organism: Nematostella vectensis (starlet sea anemone)
Lineage: Eukaryota; Metazoa; Cnidaria; Anthozoa; Actiniaria; Edwardsiidae
Product: N-alpha-acetyltransferase 80
Exons: 5
Coding region: 23-724 (233 amino acids)
Biological process (GO): protein acetylation
Cellular component (GO): cytoplasm
Molecular function (GO): acetyl-CoA binding; N-acetyltransferase activity
Source: RefSeq, a predicted model, not a curated record